GGCGUAAAGCAGACUGGGCAUGAAGGGGACCUGAUCACCUCCAUCUGUUGAUUCAGUUAAAAAUAUGUAGGGUUAUACAUCCACUUCUCCAUGUCUGUAAGGGGCUGUGCUUAAUUAAGUACUGGGACAACUUUACCUUAAGUUAGUUGCAGAUUUUGAAGUAGUUGUUAAGUAAUGUCUGAUAAUGUGAUAUUUUGUUCAGGUUUGGUGCAGACUUCAGUAUGGCAAAUCAGGCAUCAUGUGUGGUGUCCAUGUGUGAUUUCGGAGAUUAUGAGCUGAUUACAGUCCUUUCAUGCAUGCAUCAAUUUCAUGCAGAGUGCAUUGAUACGUGGCGGGAGAUACAGGGCAGAAUGAACUCUGAUCAUCUUCUGACAACUAGUUCCACACAGACCUCUGAUAGCAAGUGCACUGAUGAUGUUAGUCUUCAGGGCAUCUACAAACUGUCCCACAGUUGGAUUAUUGUUCAAACCAUACUACGAACGAAUAGCUUCAAAUGUGUUCACAAGGUGAUCAUCAAACAGCUGUUGCCAGGGAUCGGGACGCUCGGUUUCGUGGCUGCUAGUGGAACUGCCACUGGUGUUUGUCGAGUCUGAGACAGCUGCUCCUGUGAUGUGUUGCCUCGGAGAGUCGCCGCGAUGGAAACUCCAGGGGUGACGAUAUUUGAUGAGAACACCCUUCCUGUUGUGGUUUUGGGUGCUCUCUGCAAUUUCCUCUUCUGCAGUUCCUCCUUCGCGUGACUGCAGCCGCGGUAGUUGGCGGAAUGCGGUGUCUCUCCAUUGACGAACAAUCUGUCUCAGUCAACCUCAGGAUGCGAUAAUAUCAAGCAAAACCUUAAAACUAACUUUUGAAG
This is a messenger RNA of Cryptotermes secundus, 850 nucleotides long. RefSeq lists its product as uncharacterized. The transcript is spliced from 3 exons. The record is from RefSeq and is a predicted model, not a curated record. Bases 222 to 593 code for a protein of 123 amino acids. Lineage: Eukaryota; Metazoa; Arthropoda; Insecta; Blattodea; Kalotermitidae.